UUUAUUUUGCUUGUCCAUUUUCCAGUUCAUUUUUGCAGCUACAGGGAGAAAUUUAUUAGUCUGUAUUGCCGCCUUUCUGCUGUUGUGGAGCUGGAUUCUCUGAAUACCCAACAGUCCCUGAGGGAAGCAAUCUCAGACAGCGAAGUUGCAGCUGCCAAACAAAGACACCAGCAAGUUUUAGAUUUCAUUCAGCAAAUAGAUGAAGUUUGGCGAGAAAUGAGGUGGAUCAUGGAUGCUCUACAUUAUGCAAGAUACAAGCAACCAGUUUCUGGCUUAUCCAUAACUAAGCUGAUAGAUCCUUUCAAUGAGCAGAACCUAAAGAAGAUCAAUUCUACAUCAUCACAUAUAGACUGUCUUCCAUCACCAUCACCAUCCCCAGAGAUGCAAAGAAGAAAAGCAGUGAGUGAUUCACAGCCUUGCUCUGACGAAGAAGGCUGCUCAGAAGUCUUCCUGCCCACCGACAGCGACUACGACUCCAGUGACGCCCUGAGCCCCCGGGACCUGGACCUGGUCUACCUGUCAUCGCACGACAUUGCCCAGCAGUCCCGAAACGGACUCAGCGGCAGUGCCCCCGACGUUCUGCAGGUGCACGAUAUGAAGCCUUCUUCGGGGCCAGGCCAAGACACCAACCACUCAUGCGCCGAGCUCCUGCACAACCUGACCCUCACAGGCCUCCCGCCCAAGAACCACGCCAAGAUGGCGCCAGGAGCGCGGCCGCCGCUGGGCUUCCUGGGAAAACGGAAGUCGGCCAAGCAGCCGCACUACGGCGGCUUCAGCCGCCAUCACCGCUGGUUGCGCAUGCACAGCGAAACGCAGUCGCUGUCGCUGUCAGAGGGCGUGUACACACAGCACCUUUCCAGGGCCUGCGGCCUGCCUCAGGAGCCUGAGGAGGCCGAGCGACUAGGACCUCCUCCCGGAGGAGAGGAAGAGCAGCCUCCAGGACCCUAG
Odocoileus virginianus texanus is the source of this 948-nucleotide messenger RNA. NCBI's taxonomy places the organism in Eukaryota, Metazoa, Chordata, Mammalia, Artiodactyla, Cervidae. The record is from RefSeq and is a predicted model, not a curated record.